This is a messenger RNA of Musa acuminata subsp. malaccensis (wild Malaysian banana), 780 nucleotides long. Lineage: Eukaryota; Viridiplantae; Streptophyta; Magnoliopsida; Zingiberales; Musaceae. The record is from RefSeq and is a predicted model, not a curated record.
AUGGCAUGUGUGCAUGUCGAGUGCUUUGGCCAUUACAAGAAGUGGUGCCGCUGCCGUUGCCGCUGCAACUGCUGCGUCCACUGCCAUGCCACCCACGCCGCCGCUGACCCUUCCCGAGUCCACGAAUACGGCCCCUCGAUUGCCCCACCCCACAGGGUUCGCCACGUCCUCUCCGGAGCCUCGCUCGGCUCCUCCGCCGUCCCAUGCGCCGGCCUCCGCCCGCAGUACUCCUCCCUCACGCAGCGGGGCUACUACCCCGGCUGGCCGGACCGCGCCAACGAGGACAGCUUCUGCGUGAAGACGCAAUUCCAAGGCAACCCGGACCUCCACUUCUUCGGCGUGUUCGACGGCCACGGCGACUUCAGCGCCCAGUGCUCCGCGUUCGUCCGUGACAGGCUCACGGACAUCUUGGCCGGUGACCCUCGCCUGUGGGAAAACACCACGGAAGCAUACCGCUCGGCCUUCGCCGCCACGAACAUGGCGCUCCAUGAUAGCGAGAUCGACGAUUCCUCGAGUGGCACCACCGCGGUCACAGUUCUCGUUCGGGGGGACACCCUCGUCGUGGCAAACGUGGGGGACUCGUGGGUGGUGGCAGGCGUUUGGGACGGAGAUUGUGUGGUGGCGGAGGACUUGUCGAGCGACCAUAAGCCGCUCUGGGAGGACGAGCGCGAGAGGUUGAGGCAGUACGGGGCGAUGGUGUCGGGGGAGGAGGAUCCCAACGCACGGAGCUGGAGCGACGACGAGGAGACAUACAGACCUGACCCACCGAGGCUGUGGUGA